UGUCACACUAAUGUCAAAAAUAUCGUGAAUGUGACGGCCGGCGAGCUUUAACGCGCGAUUUUCUUUAAAAAAAAACGAUUUUUUAACUUUCCUGCGAUGGUGGUAAUAUGCAGGUUGUGCCUAAAAAGUCUCGACGCCAUCACGACGGAUUAUUUUGAUAUUUUGUUCGGCGACGAUCGUGGUUUAGCGCCGUACAAUUACCUCGAAAAAGUGAUACCAGAACUGUAUCUUAGUCUCACCGAGGCUCCCAUACUAUGUAAAGAAUGUUACGACCAAACCAAGAAAUUCUACUACUUUAAACAGUCUUGCCUCAAAACGGAUCAACUGAUUAGAAUCUUUAUGCGACAUUUUCGCAGCUCUGGUAAAGUUAACCUGGAAAAUGUGAUCUCAUACUGGAAGACGCAGUAUCAGAAGAAUCAGAUUCCUUUCAAGGUGGAUCAGGUUAUGCUGGAAAAGAUAUUGGGAUUGGGGGCGGAAAAACAGCCAGUCGCUGAGGAUGAAAACAACUUUAAAGGCUUAACUGUAAACCUCGAUAUGGAAGAAUUGAAAGAAAAAGAACUUACUGAACAAAUAAAGAGAGAACUCUUGGGCAACUCGAAGUUUAAAAGAUUAACAGAUGCCCUGGACAGUUACAUUAUGGGUCGAGUGAUUAAUUACUCCUUUAAAUCAACGUACGCGUUAAUUCGUAAAUCGACACAUAAAGAUAUGAAGGAGGCCAUACGUAAAACGGGCGAUAAACACCUAAUCAAUCAAGAGAAUAACUUAAAGUUAUUCGAUUUAAUUUUAAUAGAACAAGAUCCGAUCUGUGGACUGAAGAUUAUCAAUUUGGCGAAACCGCUUCCGGUAAGGGUGUUGCGUAGGAAAUCAAAUGUCUUCACCGUAUCUUCAGAACCCAAGGAGAGACCUAGAGAAGAUUAUUCCGGUAUCUGUUAUAUGUUAUCGGAAAAAACUCACCCGUUGCCGAAGGCCCAAAUUCGAGUUAAACCGGUGACCACAUUACAGGAACCCAAAAGUGUAUCUUUAGAAACGCCCCAAACCAGUUGUCCAAGGUCAAAACUUGAUAAAGGUUUGCCGAAAAAUGCCAAACAAUCAAAAACAACCCUUCCCAGCACUACCAAUCAACGAGAUAAUGAGGUUCCACUAAACAUAUUCACUAGAAACGAAUCGUCAAAUGUGGUGGGUAACGUAACUGUGCAAAAUUCUUCAGAUUUAGCACCGAAUAACCCUGAAGAGACCCUUGACAAUCCUCGAAACCCCUCUGAAAAUACCGAAAGCGUGAUGGACAUUUACCCGGGGUCUCCUCAGACGGAAGACGAUGGCGGUGGAGACCAUUUUAGCGAAUCUACGAUAGAACAACCGGAAGUAAACCAACCCCGGUCAAAAACGAACCAAAACAAAGCGAAAACGGCGGAAAAAACCGUCGAUAUCCGGUCGUUCCGGCGCAAAAGCGCGAAACAAAUCAGACGGGACGCGAAAAAGGCGUCGUCGAUCGACGAGUGGCCGCAGGACGUGAACUACUUCGAAAGUCCGUUACACAGGGACGUGUUACUGCUCUUCGCCAACUUCAACGUCGACGGCGACUAUAUAAACGACCACGACUACUUCCGGUCGCCGUACGGCACCACCCAAAUGGUCGAGAACCAGUUUUGCGUUUGUAUGUUGUGCGGUAAGAGACAGUUGGCCUGGACCCACGUCAAGCACAUGAAAACCCACGAGACGAGCUGUCGACUGUGCGGCGAACAGUUCGAGAACGUCUAUCGUUUGAAUUUGCACGCCUACAGUCACUUUUACUAUUGCGUCGUGUGCAAAACGACCGUGUUUUACCACAGUUACUUCUACCACGCCAAAAUCCAUAGCACCAGUUAUCUUAAACCAAUAAAUCGGUUGCAAAUGAACAAAAACGCCAAAAAAACGGAAAACAAACGACCCACAUUGGAGCCGAACUGUGUCCUAAAACUGCUCGAGGACCACAGCGAGACUGCAAACGAAAAACGCGCCAAUUCAGCGGUUUCACCGGCCAGUUCGAGCACCGAGAGCGCCACCUCGGAAUCGAGCGAGCACCAACGAUUGACGUUAAGCGACUUAUUAAACGAGCCGGUGACGUCAACGCCGCCGGAAAUGAUUUUAUUAACCGAAGAGGAGACGGAGGAACUGUGCAGCGGUAAAACGGCGAAGCAUCGGUACGCGGAAACCCCGCUGAAGUCUGUCAAAGAUGUUUUAGCGGAUAUUAGACGUCAGGCAGUGGUCGAUGACGUUCGCUUACGUGGACGUCCAAAGCAAGAAAACCCCAAAGAAACGGUAAAAAAAUCGAAUAAAACCCGCCUGAAACGGCAACCUAAGCGCAGAAAACGCAAAAACAAAGAUUCCCUCGACGCUUAUGUCAUAAAGAAACCCAAGAGGUAUGUUAAGAAGUCCAAAAAGUCUGAAACGGCGUCUCCUCAUGGCGACGUAUCACAGUCGAAACGUUCGAAAAACAAAGAGAUAUCCUCAGAAAACUUUGCUGCAGCACCGUCUACUUCAUGUGAAAAACUCACGCCGCCUGAGAAUGAGUUGAGACCAGAAAUGGUUGAUCCUGGUCUCCACCGGUCAAAAGUGACAUCCGAGGCGCAAAAUCCGGUUAAAACUUCCGCAACAGAAUCAUUUUCUUUGGGGGAACAGUCUGAUGUACCCAUAGGUUCAAAGACACCCGGGAUUUUGGGAAGAAAGUCCGGGACAUGCAAGAAGAGCGUAUUUAGGCCGGAAAUGAAUCAAACAACUGACUCAAAUGAUAUAAUAGCUAAUUUUGCACCGGAAGUGGACGAAUCUGAAGCUGAAAAUCUUAAUAAACCUUCCUUAAAAAACCCUAUAGAAGGGGAGUCAAAUGUUCCUGUGCGACCCAAAUCCAGAACUCGUAAGAAGAGUAUGAGUACGGAAGAGCAUCUUAACGAACCCAAACAGAAGAAACGUCGGAAGAGCACGUUUGAGCCAGACGAAACUUGCGUGGCCGAGAAGCCCAAAAUGUGCCGUAAAAACAUAAUUGCUCCUGAUUUAACCGCUCUGGAACGGAAAUGUGACGACUUACCCUCCAUAUUAAGCAGCGUCAAAAGUCGGCGCCGACGCAAUAGCAUCUAUCAAAAACCCAGAAGUGACUUGAAGGAACCGGAGAAACGUCUGGUGGUGAUUCUGGAAAAAGUUCCGUGUCUGGAGACGUUACAGUUGGCUUAUAUGGUGGAACAAUUGAAGGAGCGGUCCUUGCAAGCGAUCGAGUUUCAAAAGAUGAGGAAUAUGAGUGAGAGAGAGGGACAGUAAGAAUAUGUUGUAGAGAGAGGGAGAGAUAUGGUUGUUGGUUAAACUGAAAAAAGAAUUACAAACGGCUAAAUGGCGCAUCAGGUCUUCCCUGAAUUCUGGCGUCUUGUUUUGUCAUAAAGAAACUCUGACAACAACGGAUUUGCGUGCAAAUUUAGCCGCUUGCAGAGGACAAUGUUGCCACAUUACUUCAAAUGUGGUCAAUUAAAUGACAAUUUUUUUUUCUGUGAUCCAUGUUCAAAAGAAAAACCGCAUGCGGCGCUUUUUUGUACGAAACAUUGGUAAUCAAAAUGUUAAGCUGUUUAAAGGGAAUACUAAUUUCCUCCCACGCUAAAAUUGUAGUGGCAACAUUGUGUGACCUCCAAAAACCACGAACGUUGACGUUGACAGGUGACGUUUGACGUAACACCAACUGGAACCACAACUUUCUUGCAACAAAAAACACGCUCUCCAGUUUUCUGUGAUUUUUUUUUGUGAUAUUAAUGUUACUCACAUUGAGAAAACCAUAUAUAAUUAAUUCUUGUUUUAUUAAUUUUUCUGCUGACCCCAGUUCUACAUUGAGGGAUAGUGAGCAGUUCAAUUUAAUUUCCUAAUUAUUUGAAUAAUUUUGUUUUUGUUACGAUGUUUAUUGUUUAAUAAAAUACUACGUUUUGUUAA
This is a messenger RNA of Anthonomus grandis grandis, 3942 nucleotides long. RefSeq lists its product as uncharacterized. The transcript is spliced from 10 exons. The coding region runs from base 97 to 3288 and encodes 1063 amino acids. The record is from RefSeq and is a predicted model, not a curated record. Gene Ontology annotation, molecular function: zinc ion binding. Lineage: Eukaryota; Metazoa; Arthropoda; Insecta; Coleoptera; Curculionidae. Gene Ontology annotation, cellular component: nucleus.